This is a messenger RNA of Phyllostomus discolor (pale spear-nosed bat), 5387 nucleotides long. It is a transcript of the gene DACH1, whose product is annotated as dachshund family transcription factor 1. The record is from RefSeq and is a predicted model, not a curated record. The transcript has 11 exons. Lineage: Eukaryota; Metazoa; Chordata; Mammalia; Chiroptera; Phyllostomidae. The coding region runs from base 594 to 2720 and encodes 708 amino acids.
UCGGAGUCUCGGCUCCGAGUUCCUGGUUGGAUAAUUUGGGUUAAUACUAGUGAGUGAGGUUUUUGCGGCUUCAAAGGGUAUUUCAAGUUUCCGGAGCUCCUCCCCUCUGCACCGUGUGACAACAACAACUCGUCCAGCCGGCAGCCUGCACUUUUCAGCUCAUUUUCUCUCUGUCAUUCCCCUCUCAAUCUUUGAUCAAUGUACUUGCCAGGGAGAACCCAAGUCCUUCAAACCUCCUCCUUUUCACCUUCAUCCUUAACUUUGUGCUAGAGCGGGACCCACACAACAACAGCCGACCCUCCCGCCACCCCCCGCCCCUAACCAGCCCCCGAUCCCAGCCCCCGGAGCGGACGCGCGUUCCGACUUGCGGGACACUUUUGUGCGUUUCUCCCCAGAGCGCCUCUCGCGCUCGCCCCUCCUGCGCUCGCGCUCUCUUACCCUCACCUCCUCUUCUCCCCUUCUCGCUCUCGCCCGGAGUUGUUGUUGUUGCUGCCCCUUCGCUCCUGCUCUCGCGUCUCCCCCUCGCCCUCCCUGGGGUGUGUGGCAACUUUCCCCCUCGCUUCUCCUCCUCCUGUUUCCCCUUAUAUGUGACCAUGGCAGUGCCGGCGGCUUUGAUCCCUCCGACCCAGCUGGUGCCCCCUCAGCCCCCGAUCUCCACGUCUGCUUCCUCCUCCGGCACCACCACCUCCACCUCCUCGGCAACCUCGUCUCCGGCUCCGUCCAUCGGGCCCCCGGCGUCCUCAGGGCCAACUCUGUUCCGGCCGGAGUCCAUCGCUUCGGCAGCGGCGGCCACAGUUCCCUCCACCGGCGGCGGCGGCGGCUGCGGCGGCAGCGGUGGCGGCGGCAGCGCUGGCAACGGAGGCGGCGGAGGCGGUGGCGGCGGCGGCGGUGGCAACUGCAACCCCAGCCUGGCGACCGGGAGCGGCGGCGGCGGCGGCGGCGGGAGCGGCGGCGGCGUUAGCGCUGGCUGCGGCGGCGGCGCCUCCAGCACCCCCAUCCACGCGAGCUCCGGCAGCGGCUGCAGCGGCAGCAGCAGUAGCAGCAGCAGUAGCAGCAGCAGCAGCAGCAGCAGCAGCAGCAGCAGCAGCUGCGGCCCCCUCCCCGGGAAACCCGUGUACUCGACCCCGUCCCCAGUGGAAAACACCCCCCAGAAUAAUGAGUGCAAAAUGGUGGAUCUGAGGGGGGCCAAAGUGGCUUCCUUCACCGUGGAGGGCUGCGAGCUGAUCUGCCUGCCCCAGGCUUUCGACCUGUUCCUGAAGCACUUGGUGGGGGGCUUGCACACAGUCUACACCAAGCUGAAGCGGCUGGAGAUCACGCCCGUGGUGUGCAAUGUGGAACAGGUUCGCAUCCUGAGGGGACUGGGCGCCAUCCAGCCCGGAGUGAACCGCUGCAAACUCAUCUCCAGGAAGGACUUCGAGACCCUCUACAAUGACUGCACCAACGCAAGUUCUAGACCCGGAAGGCCUCCUAAGAGGACUCAAAGUGUCACCUCCCCAGAGAACUCUCACAUCAUGCCACACUCUGUCCCUGGCCUCAUGUCUCCUGGGAUAAUCCCACCAACAGGUCUGACAGCAGCAGCGGCAGCAGCUGCCGCCGCUACCAAUGCAGCUAUUGCCGAAGCAAUGAAGGUGAAGAAAAUCAAGUUAGAAGCUAUGAGCAACUAUCAUGCCAGUAAUAACCAACAUGGAGCAGAUUCUGAAAAUGGGGAUAUGAAUUCAAGUGUUGGACUGGAACUUCCUUUUAUGAUGAUGCCCCACCCUCUAAUUCCCGUCAGCCUACCUCCAGCGUCUGUCACCAUGGCAAUGAGCCAGAUGAACCAUCUCAGCACCAUCGCAAAUAUGGCGGCAGCAGCACAAGUUCAGAGUCCCCCAUCCAGAGUCGAGACCUCUGUGAUUAAGGAGCGAGUUCCCGACAGCCCCUCGCCUGCCCCUUCCCUGGAGGAGGGCCGGAGGCCCGGCAGCCACCCGUCUUCACACCGCAGCAGCAGUGUGUCCAGCUCCCCAGCGCGGACCGAGAGCUCUUCUGACAGAAUCCCUGUUCAUCAGAAUGGGUUGUCCAUGAACCAGAUGCUGAUGGGCUUAUCACCAAACGUACUCCCCGGGCCCAAAGAGGGAGAUUUGGCUGGUCAUGACAUGGGGCACGAGUCGAAAAGAAUGCAUAUGGAAAAAGAUGAGACCCCGCUUUCCACACCAACCGCAAGAGACAGCCUUGACAAACUUUCCCUCACUGGGCAUGGACAACCCCUACCUCCAGGUUUUCCGUCUCCUUUUCUGUUUCCUGAUGGACUGUCUUCCAUAGAGACCCUUCUGACUAACAUACAGGGGCUCUUGAAAGUUGCCAUAGAUAAUGCCAGAGCUCAAGAAAAACAGGUCCAACUGGAAAAAACAGAGCUGAAGAUGGAUUUUUUAAGGGAGCGGGAACUAAGGGAAACCCUUGAGAAGCAGUUGGCUAUGGAACAAAAAAACAGAGCCAUAGUUCAAAAGAGGCUAAAGAAGGAGAAGAAGGCAAAGAGAAAAUUGCAGGAAGCACUUGAAUUUGAGACAAAACGGCGUGAGCAAGCAGAACAAACACUAAAACAGGCAGCUUCAACAGACAGUCUCAGGGUCUUAAAUGAUUCUCUGACCCCAGAGAUAGAAGCUGACCGCGCUGGCGGCAGAACAGAUGCUGAAAGGACAAUACAAGAUGGAAGACUGUAUUUGAAAACUACUGUCAUGUACUGAAUCUUUCCCGUUGAAGAAAUCCAUGUUAUAGUAAAGAACUUUGCAGUCAGACAUUCAUCAUUGGAAAAUUCAGAAAAAAAUAAAGUCCUUUUAAGGGAACUUCCUCAAUUUUGUGUAUUAAUGUUCUUUAGAAGUUUAAGUAUUCUACAAAAGAAGGGGGUUCCUCCAUUGAUUUUCACCUGUGGUUUAUACCAGAGACCUGGGAAUGUUUGUACAUGUACAAGUAUCAAACUUCUUAAAAUGAAUAACUGCAAUUUUGCUGCUGGAACUUGCAUACAGAGUUAAAGGCAGGUCUGUGGAGACCUUGCUUUGCUUUUUCUAGUGGAAUGAACCAUUUUCCUCUUCUGAAAAUUCUGUAUCUGAGCACAUCAAGAGACUCUGGUAGCAGUGGCCACCCAGACUUACAGAAUUGUGCCCUCCGGAAACCAGCAAGAACACUUGGAAAUGAACUUGUAGGAGGCAUAGAGGAUUACUUAAAAAUCAAUACAAUAAAGAGUGAUAUUCUGUUACGUUCAAUUUUAAACUCUCUAAUUGUGGGUUUUCUCCUGAAGAUGUUUUUUCAAAUACUUUCCAAAAGACCAACAAAUGGAUGUUGACAACAACCCAAUGAAAUAACAUUUUGCGUAUCUGAAAAGAAGCAUUGAAUAUAAACCAAAAGGUUUCACUGAAGGUCUUUUUCCUUAAAAAUAGAACAAACAAACAAGUGUAACAUGUUUUCAUUCCAGACUGGUAGUGGUAGAUAGAAUUAAAAAUAAUAACGAUGCUUCUUAUUCAAACUGUUGGUCACAUGUACAGUAUAUAAACAUAAAACAUACAAGGAAGGUAUUAUGUAUGCAGUAGUAUACUAGAGUUUAGGAAAAUGAAAACUUUAGAAAAUGUUUUGUCACCCUGUUGGUCAGAAAGACGCCUUUCUGGUUUUAACGCAUGCAGGCAUGUAAAUAUUUGUCUGGAGUCACAGUAUUAACGAAUGAGAUCCUAAGCAUCUGGUGACAUCAGAACUCUGUGUCAGCCAUUUUUAUUUGUAUAUUGAACCUUAGUUAGUGCCCCAAACUGCACUAUUGAGAAUGGAUUGUGGCUGAACAGUAAAUUGAAACACCAGAAAUAUUUUUAUAUGUUAACGUCAUAUUAUGUUAAUGUUGCUGAAAAACAAAACUUAACAAACCCUUGAUGUAUCAGUCCAAUACCAUGUAGCGCUGAGUGGUAAAGUUAAAAUGUGUUGUGCUUCCCACCCUGGUCAGAGGGAAGGGUGCCUACGUGUUAUUUUCACUGUCUUUUUGAAAGUUACAGUAUGCGUUUUCACUUUGUGCAGAUAACUGGAAGUAAAGCUGCAAACAGUGCUUAUUACACGCUGAAUUACCUUCUGUUUGUUUUUACAUAUCUGGAGUCACACCUUUAAAGGCUGAUAAGUCAGUGCAGUUGCUGUGCAUUUUAUGAUUUUGCUGUCAUCUUAAAACUUUAUGAUCAUAAUGUUAUUUAUUACCGUAAACAGCAAAAUAUUAAAUGUCCGAGAAAACUAGCUUAAAAUGUUUAAAGAGUUUGAAUUGGGUAUUACUUCUUCAGUUAAGAGAAAAAUAUUAUAGAUACUCUGGAACUGAGCUUUUAUAGUUUUAGGUCUUCCUUGCAAUACUGGAACAUACUUCUUUUGUGUAGCUCACUAUUAACCAGCUAAGUCCAUUUUUAAUAUAAUAAAAAGGUUAUAUAUGCAGUUCCUAUUUUCGCUUGUUUAAAAGGGAGCAAUAUUUUUAUUUAAAAUACUGUUAGUAAAUGCUUUGUAGAAACUUGGUUUUCUAAGCAUAGUUCUUCCAUUAACUAUCUCUUGUUGUUUGAGCACGAGAGAUUCUAAUCCUAGUUGUAUCUAUUUCUUGUUUUUCCCUAUGUUCAGUCUUUAAAGGAUUACAACACUUAAAAUUGGAGGGACUUGUGGCAAGCCUUCGAAUCACACAUUUUUUGAACAUUUUUUUAAAAAAGCCUACAACUUACAUGUGUAAUAGAAUCAGGCAUUGCUCUGCUCCUUGCAUAGAGUCACGGGUUAAGUAGGUUACAUAGUUUUAAAAUACACACUUUUAAGACCUUUGAGAAUGCUUCAGGAUUUGGUUUGACGUGAAAGGAGAUUUUAGCAAGGAUUAAAGAAUAAAGCUAUCAGCUGUAUGUUGAGAGAGACUCUUACUAACAUUGGUGUAAAUAUUACAAUUCAUGAAAUGUUAUUUUAAGUCUGUAACUUAAGUUUUUCCUCCCUUUUUUAGUUAUACAGGUUGGUGUGAAAUUUGUUUUUGCUAUCAACAAGUAAAGUUGUGCCCAUUUUAUGGUUUCCAUGCUUUUGUAAUCCUAAAAAUAUUAAUGUCUAGUUGUCCGAUACUAUAACCGCAUUUGCGCUCUAUGCAAGCCCUUGGAACAGAACAUACUCAUCUUCAUGUAGGACCUAUGAAAAUUGUCUAUUUUUAUCUAUAUAUUUAAAGUUUUCUAAAAAUGAUAAAAGGUUAUUACGAAUUUUGUUGUACAAAAUCUGUACAAAAAUCUGUUUUUACAUCAUAAUGCAAGAAUUGGAAAUUUUUCUAUGGUAGCCUAGUUCUUUGAGUCUGGUUUCAAUGUGAGAACCACGUUUACUGUUAUUGUAUUUAAUUUUCUUUUUCUUUUCAACAAUCUCCUAAUAAAACUGUCUGAAAUCUC